Messenger RNA from Sclerotinia trifoliorum, 1639 nucleotides. NCBI's taxonomy places the organism in Eukaryota, Fungi, Ascomycota, Leotiomycetes, Helotiales, Sclerotiniaceae. The record is from the annotation of a GenBank genome assembly.
AACCCUAAAUUUUUACGACUAUUUACGAAAUGCCAAAGUAGUCCCCGAUUAUUCUUUGGUAUCAUAGCAAAUACUCUUGACUUCCACGUCUUAAACGCUCGAAAUGCUUCGAAGAAUUGGGCUCUGCAGGCCCUCGAGUGCUUUUAUCCUUUCCCGCAUCACACCAAUACGAUGUUCAUUCAACAAAAGGGGUUUUAAAUCGACAGGGUUUUUAAGAAAUACCCUCGAUCCUUCGUCAGAAAGUUCUAAUAUCCCACCCCCACCUAGCCCUCCCGUCCAUACCAACCUCACUGCCAUGACCAUAUUUACCUUGUUAGCAGUUGGUACUAUAUACACCACAUCAGCUGUAUGGGAGAAUUUGCAUCUCAAGAAGGAAACUCCCAAAUUCAUGGAUAUUUUCACUAGAGACAGGGAGAACGUGUACGAUGUGAGACGAAAAAUUCAUGAGAUGAAGUACCCGCCUGGGAUAUUAUGGGCACCAACCACAUGGCCACCAGUAAACCAGCUUUUCAACCCCGAAGGACGCCAAAUGUUCUGGGAGAAAUUAAUGCCAUCCGAAAAAUUUACUUACACAGUCAUGGCUACCAAUAUAGGAAUUCAUACUCUAAGUAUCUUCACACCAGCAUUGUGGAGUAAUAUCUUCAUGCAUAUUCCUGGUACAAAUCGAAACUUCACGUUACUUACAUGUAUAUUUGGUCAUGGAUCUCUUAUUCAUUUAGGUUUCAAUAUGUACGGAUUCCAUUCAUUUAUGCCAACCCUAGGACAAGAUCCGACUUUCAAAUCGAGUAUUGCUCAUAUGACGGCUUUCUAUCUAUCGACGGGUGUCAUCAGCAGUUGGGCGCAAGCUUCAAGUGCAAGACUUCGUCCUAACACACCGCCGGUACCAUUCCUGGGAGCGAGCGGUGCUGUUUUUGCCCUGAUUGGUGCUUUUGCCUUACAGCACCCAGAAGCUCAAUUUCAAAUCAUGUUCAUCCCAUAUCCUUUUGCGGCCCAAGAGUUAUUGGGUGCAGUUAUGUUAUUUGAUCUCCUUGGUAUGUUUGGUGCAUUCAAAACUCUCAGAUUGGGACAUGCGGUAAGAAUUCCUCUAGAUUCUUCGGAUUUUGCACGUGACUAAUUCCUCAUUGUAUAAGGCGCAUUUAAGUGGUGCUCUUUUGGGCUUAGGAUAUGUUUAUUUUGAUGGCGAGAAGAGGAUUUGGAGUCCUCUUUGCAGAAGCGUAUAUAAGUCGUUUGGAAUGAAGAAAUGGGAGAAUAAAGUUUAGCGGAUUUCCGGAGAUGAGCGAAGCACGAGAGACGUAUAUAAAUUCCGUUUUCAGGAACGGCGUGGAUAGGUCAAGAGAGAAAGGGGGGGUCCACACGAACAAAUAUUCACGAGAAAUGCCACUUGUGCCGAUUUAAUACUUGCUUUAGAGUUCAGAUUUUGAUAUUCGUAAGCUGUUAGCUUUGCGACACUUCGUCAGUGUUGAAAAGCACAACACUCCUCGUUCUCUUUCUGUCCAUCCGGUAUUUUAACACGAUCAACGGUCCACAACCAGGAAGACUGCAGGCUCAGAGCAGAAUAGGAAGUCCAAAAGUCUAGAAAUCCCUGAGAGCCUUGGCAGGACAUGCUGUUGCGCGUGGAUGGCGCAUAAAUGUUAGAGUC